AUGAGUAAUGGUAAUAUGUUGAGACUUCUUAUGAGACAUCUUAGUUUGCUUCCCAACCUAACAAUCUCCACAGAUUUUACUUUCUUCGAUCUUGAAAUCAAGUAUGCCAACAAUAACUUUUUAGGUGAUAAACUUCCUCAUGCUUAUGAGAUUCAAACUGUUUCAAUAAAUUUGAUUACAAAUUCAUCAAUGGAAAAUAAGAGAUGGUUAAAUAUAGUGGUUGAUGGCAACAAAGCAAUGGAACAAUAUUGGAUGCAUAUCGUUUCAAACUAUCUUGAAAAAAUUGUCAGGUGCUUCGCUGGAGAAAGACAAGACCAUGAAAAUUAUCUUGGACUAGUAUUUUAUAAUGCAAACGCUGAACUAGUGGAAGUAGGUUAUGACAUGCAAUUUAUAAACUGGACAAAAGAUGUGAACAAAUACAUGGAAAAAUUGUCACAUCUAUCAUUCAAUGGAAAUGAUAUAAAUCAAUCUAGCAUUACAGAAGGUUUAGCAGAGGCUCUUGUGAUGUAUCCAAAACCAUGUGAUACAAUGACAGAAAGAGAAUACUACAAUGCAGAAAGACAUUGUAUUCUAGUUGCUACAGGUGAUCCUGUUCCUAAGACAAUGCAUGUCUGUGUGCCAAUGAUUCUUAGAGCUCAAGUUAUUGGUCAACGAUUACAGGCUUGUCACGUCGAUUUUCUCGAAGUCGCCAAAAAAUGUGUCCCGCUAGCUGUGUCCCUAUCAGUGAUAACUCCUAAUCCAGUUCCUAUUUUUGGAGCCAUAUUUAAUUUGGGAAAUAAUGUAUUAACAUUGUCAAAUGCUCCAAUCUCUAGUUACAGCACAGGACAAUUGACAAUUUUACUGUCAAAAAACUUUAGAGAAGCACACACUGCACUUAAAGAAAAGAGAAUAGUGGAAUUUCCUUCAACAAGUGUUGCAUCAAUUAAUAUAGCAUCUGAUUCAACACUUUUAGAAGAAUCUGUAGCAUCUCAGGCGACGAUAGGAGCAAAAAUAAGCGAAGCUUGCAAUGAUUUAAGCACCUCGCAACCUUUUGAUUUUGAGGAAUUGAUUUUUCCGAAUGGCACGGACCAGGCGAAUGUUGCAUUCCUUAACUCUCAAGUUCACACAAAUCUAUAUGAAGAUAUCAUGGCCGAGCUCAAUAGCGAUAAUGAUAUUUUUCCACCGAUGAAAAGGCCGAGAACAUUUUCACCGUUAGAAGAAGACAAUGAUCUGAUAAACCUUUUAGAAAAACAAAUUUCGACGGAAGCACUAAUAGAGGUUGAAAAUGAAUUGCAAAAAGCUCUGAAUACAUCAGAUGAUCAAACAUCAAAUGUUGAAUUCACUGCAUGUUCAUCUAAGGUAGUAAACUUUACGCCGUUCGAAGUACAAACUCCUGUUUCGAAUACAGGAGAAGGAUCUUCGACAGGACUUUUUAGCGAAAACAGUUUGCAAUCAUGGUAUAAUCCACACGUGAUUACGACAAACUCAUCAACAUUGGAUUCUUCUUCUCAAUUCCAAGCUAGCCUUUCCAAUGGGAAUUUCGCAUAUCCUAAUUUAAUAGGAAACUCACAGAUGCAACCUCAACCAUACUCAUCAUCAACAAGUCAGUUUCCAAUGUUUCCUAGUUUUGCUAGAGAAUCAAUCGGAAACUUUCCCACGCAACCUACCGGACAAUGUUUUCAAGCCUACAACCAGUAUCCGGUGAAUAAUAUGACUCCGGUCAAUUUAUCGCCUCCGUUAGGAACAAAUUAUCGGAUUCAUUCUGCACAAAGCAUAUCUCCAUCAUAUCCGAACUUGAACUCGAACUCAAAUUUGAAUUUCUUCUCGCCCCUCGACGAUUUACAGGACUACAUUCAUACUUGGGAGGUAAGUAAACUAUUCUCAUUUUUUUAACAGAAAAACGAUCUAUCAUUCUUACAAAUUUAGAUUCUCCGCAUUUCCGAGGUUGCUGAUAAUAUAUGAAUCAUGAUCUAGGGAAAUUUAACAGGAAAAAUUAACUCGAGCCGCGUAACUGUCAUUAAA
Messenger RNA from Vicia villosa (hairy vetch), 2001 nucleotides. Its product is annotated as mediator of RNA polymerase II transcription subunit 25-like. The record is from RefSeq and is a predicted model, not a curated record. Bases 1 to 1872 code for a protein of 623 amino acids. Gene Ontology annotation, cellular component: transcription regulator complex; mediator complex. The transcript is spliced from 8 exons. Lineage: Eukaryota; Viridiplantae; Streptophyta; Magnoliopsida; Fabales; Fabaceae. Gene Ontology annotation, biological process: positive regulation of transcription by RNA polymerase II.